AUGAUCCUGGAAUCGAUAAAGGGUUUCAUCUUGUUGGACCCGCUACUAACGUCAUACUUGCAAUCAUAUAAUUAUACUGGUAGUCCACUCCAUACUUCCAGGAGACAGAACGUACAAGUACAAUCACCAAGCAAAACAAAGGUCAAUAUCGAAUUGGCGGCUAUUAAGAUUAUAGACGGUAUAUUAAGAGAUGAAAGUAUUGGUACAGAACUACACAAUCUUGAUGAUUUACAAGGCCUACUAGAAGUGGUAUCAAAAGCAUUCAGAUGCAUGUACAGCAGCUUAUCAAAGACACAAGACUAUAUAAAUGUCAUAAAGAAACAUCAAGUUUACGUUAUUAAAUUGAUUGCAUUGAAGAAAAUUGAUGUCUCAUUAACAGAAUUGGGCUUGCUUUAUCAAGUGAUAAAUAAAGUUGUAAAUGUUCAAUCUUUUAUUAAUUGGCAUAAUCCGUCAGCGCUAACCUAUCAGGAAUUACUACGUGGAAUACCUUUUAAUGAGACAUUCCUAGAAUGUCUAGAUGAAAAUCACAAAUUACAAAUCGUGAACUUAACAAUUGCUUUUCAUUUUAUGUGUAUCCAGUGUUUCCUUCAAACAAUUACAUUGAAUCUCAAAUUGAUAAUAUCUAAUAGAGACAGGAACUUAAACUUAUCCAUAUUCGGAGCUAUUGCUCCUUAUUUCUUAUCAAGCGGAAAUUUUUCUCAAUGGCUAACAUAUUCAUAUAGUGAAUUUUCAAAUAAAGACAAGCAUGUUAAUAAUUUAAAUAAAAUGAUUAAUGGUUUUCUCAAGAUUAUUUGCAUACUAGUUACCAAAGUCAACGGUUCGAGUUUAACUGAAUUAUAUUACUAUCAAUCUUUGUUCACCAUAAAAUCAAUUGAAUAUCAGCUUUUAAAGUCAGGGGACUACUCGAACAUACAACUAGAUUUCAACACUCAAGGGAAUGCCGAAUUGUUACCAUACAUCGAAGAUGUGAAAUCUGUAUUGUCAAAGUUACAAGGUCCAUCAUCAGUUUCUCUAGAAAAAUUACGAAUUGAAUUAGAUUGCAUCAAACUACCAUCUACUAGAUAUUCCAGAACAGAUAUAAUAUCCGCUGUCAAUAAAGUAAUAGAAAAUACUUCGGGGGGUUCGUUAGAUGAGUUAGCUUUUUAUUUACUGCCAAAAGUAAGCUGUGCCACAGAACUUGCAUCAGACGUUGAGUUUCUAUCCUCCAUGAAGGUUUUCAUAAAUAAUAUGAUUUGCUCAAAAGAUAGAAACUUAGCGUAUUCCAGCAUUCAAAUAUGUACGUCAUAUUUUAACCUUGCAUUCAAAACCUUGAGGAAUCUUUCCUGCGAACACCUAACAAUAUUUGAUUCCAUUACAAUAUAUAUAAAAGAUCUAAUCAACAAUGAAAAGGGUGAACAAUCAUUUUUGAAAUUUAUUUCCAAUACGCUUCAGCAUAUAUUCAAGAUAUUCUCUAAGUUUAGACAAUUUAAGAGGAUACGAAAUCUUUCCAACCUCUUUUAUAAUCUUGGGAAUAAAGAAAAGAGCCUGCCAGAAGAUUACUGGAAAAUGGUAAUUUCCUAUGAAUUGUUUAUUUAUAAUUACAAUGCAGAAACUAAGACUACCCAAAAUUUCAAGUGUCUUCAAAGUAAACUUCAGAAAAUUGUUAAUGCGUUAUAUGAGAUGAAAAAGUUCAACGAAUCUACUUCUAUUCUCCUUGGCUUUUUAGUAGACGUCAUCGAUACCAAUAAAACAGGGUUUCAACAAUUAUUCAUAGAUUUAGCUGAAUUUAAAAUGCCCUUGAUAAUCCAAUUGCUAGCUAAGUGUCUAGUAUCUGAUGCGUCUAUAGUGAACUCUAUUUUUGGUGAUGAAAGCAAACUAAGCGAGAAUUUCAAAUGUAUUAUAUUCAUUAAUAUAGUUUUCCUCUUAGAAAAAUCAAACAACGUUAGACAGAAAACUGACUUGACUAAUUAUAUAAUGAAGAAAUUAGAUCUUAAGGAUUCUACUUCAAAGUUGAUUUGUGUUUAUCACUAUUAUAAUUUAAAUGGAUUGAAUUGUUUUGUGGAAGACGCAUUUAUAGACCCUUAUCCUCCAAACGAUUUGAGUAUUCUUUUCCUAAGUGGUGUAUACUUACAAAAAGUAAUAAAUAUCGGAUGGGACGAAGAUACGUUGACAAAUUCUCUCAAGCUAUUCGAAGAGUGGCUUGAAAGAUCUGACCCGGGUGAAAUGUGCGUAAUAGACUAUGAAAUUGAAAUUCUAAGAACACUUGUAAAUUUUUUACAAUACAAUUCUUUGACAGGACGUAUAAUUUGUUUGAUCCAGACUUAUAAGCGGCACCGAUCUACUAUCAGUAGCUUACCUAAGGACUAUCAGAGUAAUUUGUUACUAGAAUUGGAAUUGUGUGAUGCCUGUAUAAAAUUAGGGUUGUCAUUAGAUGCAUCAAGCCAUUUGACUUCUUCAGGUACUUUACUAAAACAAUUAUCAAAGUAUUCCUCAAGUAAUGACUGUUUGCAUUAUGUUUCAAAUCAAGAUAUAAUGAAUUGGAAAUUGCUGCAAUUUGAAUAUUGUUUGCUGAUUGGUAAUAAAACCCAUGCUAAAGAAAAAUUUACUGCAAUUUUGAAAUUUUUAGAUUCAAAGUCAGAAUUUAAUUUAAAGAAUCAAGGUCCAAAUGUUACUCUAGAAAAGAAAUUUGAUAAUUUGUUCAUAAUUGCACGAUUUCAAUUUCUUACAUGUAAACUUAAUGUCCAAUUGUCAAAUUUCUACGAUGCCUUAGAUAAUGUAAAAUUAUCUAUUAAAGUAUUAUAUUCAAUUAUAAAGAAAUUGGGGAAUAAUAUCAGAAAAAUAGCUUACAAUGAAAUGAAAUGGAAGACUGCUUCGUUAUUGUUUGAAUGUUACAAAACUAUAAUAGAUAUUUUUAGGCGUUUGGGAAUAUCGAGAGAUUUAUUAUAUUAUUUACUGGAAUUUAAGAAACUAGAUCUGGCGAGUAUUAUUCCUUUUGUUAAUUGUUCAAAUUCGUUUUAUUUGUCAAACUAUUAUGUUAUUUUAGAUAACCUAGAGGAUGCAUUUUUGUCUUUAAGCCAGGGAAAUAAUAUUUCCGGGCUGAUACUGAUGGAUAAUAGAAAUAUCAGAUAUGCUAGACUUUCAAGCAAUGUACUAUUUUCGGCCGCAAAGUCGAGAUUCAGUGUUGAAAGAAAGGGAAACAAUAAUCAGGUAUUGAUAGAUAUAGAAAGUUAUAAACAAGAAUUUAGUACAUUAUUAAAUUUUUCUUGGAAAGAAUUAGCUAGCAUUCCAAUGUCUUCGUUGAUAUCCAUGUCAAGUAUGAUUGAUUCCAAAUCGGAACGUAUACAACUUCAAUAUUUGUUAUCCUUGUAUGAGCUUGAAUCUACCAUAGAUUUUGGUGACCUCAACCACUUGGAAACUGACCAGUACAGUAGGCUACUCAGUACGAUAGUUUCAGCGAAAAAGCAAAAUUUCAAUGCGUCUAAACAAUUAUUAUCAAUACCUUGCUUUUCGCUGAUGGAUGAAUCGAGUAUUGCAUUACCCUGUAUAAUCAAACAAGAGCACACAUUCCAAAGAUCAAUUGAAAAAAACUACUGCAACAUAUCUACGUCUGUAGAUAUUGUGAACAACUUGAUUCAAGCUAAGGAAAUAUUAAUUAAUUGUUUACCGUCCAAGAGACUAACUCAAUUGUCUAAUUAUGAGUUGAAUGAUUUGAAUAAAGUUUUUUUCAGAUGCUUAUCCUUGCUUUCAUCAGUUGCGAUAUUCAAAUCCAAUUUCUCCUUAGAGGGCGGCCAAAACUCAGUUCUAUCAUACCUUUAUUAUUUGCAAGAUUUACCCAAGUAUCUUCCUUUUUUGAAUGAUAGAUGUGUCAAUCAUGAAACUGUUACAUCGCAAUCUAAUACUAAUGAAUUGCUUCCAUCUGAAGUGAGUGAUGAAUUCAUUAACAAAGAAAUUGAUUUGGUUACCAGCGAUUUUUUUAAAGACUUAGCUGAUUAUUUGCCAAGUUCAUGGAUAAUUAUUACUCUUGAUAUUUGUCCUUACACCGGAGAUUUAUUAUUAUCCAAGUCCCUUAAAGAUUCCUACAACACGCCAUUUUUUUUAAGAAUUCCAUUAAGCAAACGGGGUACUGAAGAUGGAUCCCCUGGAUUGUCGUUUAUUGAAAUGACAAAUUCCUUGAAGUCAAUUAUCAAGCAAAGUGAUAUUUCAACUCGACCUGAGACGACGUCGAAAAUUAAGUCUAAAGAAGAUAGGAAAAAUUGGUGGAAAUUAAGAUUCAGCUUGGACCUAGAAUUGAAGAAUUUAUUAGAUCACGUUGAGAAUGACUGGCUAGGUGGGUUCAAAGGUAUAUUUGAUGAUCCUUUUGUACACAAGCCCUUUUUAUCAACUUUUAGGUUUGAUUUUGGUUGCUUGUUAAAUGAAAUAUUACCAUCACGGAUGCUGAAGAUAGCAGAGGAUACAUUUAUGGAUUUUGAUGAUAAUGUAUUAGAAUUGUUUCUUAGUAUGAGUGGAAUGUUUUCAGAGAGUACUUCAGAAAUAAGUGGUUCAGAGUUUAGACAUAAGAACUAUAAACUUCUCAAUGAUUUAAUAUACUUCAUUCUCGAUUCAUUAAUGUAUCAUGGGGAGCAAAACGCAUAUGAUGAGAUUGAUAUUGAAAAGUUUCAUUCCUUACUAGAUAAAUUGUUAAUGACGUACGCUCAGAAAAAGAGGAGACUAUUGCCUCAAGAGCAUCAUAGGGAAACGCAUAUAAUAUUUGUGCCGAGUGCAGAAUGUUCAUCAUUUCCGUGGGAAUCACUCAAUUGCUUGAAAGGUAAAUCUAUUUCGAGAGUUCCAUCUAUCGGAAUCCUAGUUGACAUGUUAAAAACUAGGUAUAAAUCAUUCAAUAUAAAUAAAUCAGAUAAUCUAUAUUAUUUGAUCAACCCUGGAGGUGACCUAACCCGAACGCAAACAAAAUUUAAACCUUUAUUUAUUGAUAAAGAAAAUUGGGAGGGUCUAAUUGGUGUACAACCCGAUGGAGAGGAGAUUCUUCAUAAGCUUACGGGAAAGGAUUUAUUUAUUUAUUUGGGCCAUGGAGGAUGUGAGCAAUUUAUACGUACUUCAUCGUUAUUUAAGGCUGCAUGCAACAACGAUAAUCAUAGUUUACCACCUAGUUUAUUGAUAGGGUGUUCUUCAGGAGCGUUGAAUUAUAAUGGGCUAUUAGAACCAAAUGGUAAUAUUUACAACUGGCUUACAUGUGGAUCACCCAUGGUGGUCGUUAAUUUGUGGGACGUUACUGACAAGGACAUUGAUAUGUUUAGUUUAUCAGUUUUUGAAAGAUGGGGCUUACUAGAGAAUGUUGAAAGUUCGAAUAAUGUCAACAUCUGCCAAGCGGUAGGUGAUAGCCGACAACAAUGUACUUUAAAAUACCUAAAUGGGUCCGCGCCUGUAGUUUAUGGCUUACCAAUGCUUUUAAAAUAA
Messenger RNA from Debaryomyces hansenii CBS767, 5430 nucleotides. RefSeq names its product separase (gene ESP1). Gene Ontology annotation, biological process: meiotic chromosome separation; proteolysis. Bases 1 to 5430 code for a protein of 1809 amino acids. The record is from RefSeq and is a predicted model, not a curated record. The transcript has a single exon. NCBI's taxonomy places the organism in Eukaryota, Fungi, Ascomycota, Pichiomycetes, Serinales, Debaryomycetaceae. Gene Ontology annotation, molecular function: cysteine-type endopeptidase activity. Gene Ontology annotation, cellular component: mitotic spindle; centrosome; mitotic spindle pole body.